This is a messenger RNA of Plectropomus leopardus (leopard coralgrouper), 1377 nucleotides long. RefSeq names its product retinal G protein coupled receptor a (gene rgra). Gene Ontology annotation, biological process: visual perception; G protein-coupled receptor signaling pathway; phototransduction. Gene Ontology annotation, cellular component: membrane. NCBI's taxonomy places the organism in Eukaryota, Metazoa, Chordata, Actinopteri, Perciformes, Serranidae. The record is from RefSeq and is a predicted model, not a curated record. Gene Ontology annotation, molecular function: G protein-coupled receptor activity.
UUUGUUGUUGUUGUCAGUGGAUAUCUUUUGUUGCGGUUGUGUGCAGUUGUGAUUGGAAGGGGGCUGGAGCUCUGCAGACACCUGUUGUGUCUCCUUAAAGCGACGGCAGAGCUGUAGGCUGCAUCAGACGCGUCGCCUCGUCCUGUUGACAUCAGCAGCGGCUGCAUCCUCACCGGGACGCAGAGACAAAGGCUUGUUGUGUAACUAAUUGAGGGCUUUACUGGUCGCGGUGGGCAAAUACGCAUUAAGGGUUGCGGUUUGUGUGGUUAUGUUCAUUAAGACAUUCCUGCACGGAUUGGGGCGACAGAGAGUGGAGGGCUUUACAUAAUAAAGUGCAUGCUUUUCACGUGAAAUGCCCCUUUAAAAGCGGGCUUCCUUCGGCUACAUUGAGGCACAUCGUAAACGAACGGACUGGGGAGGAGUGAAAAGUCUGUGACAGCUGCACUUUGUUGUGUCAAUACAGCUUCAGUAUGGUUUCGUCUUAUCCUUUACCGGAGGGCUUCUCCGACUUCGAUGUGUUCUCGCUGGGAUCGUGUCUGCUGGUGGAGGGUCUGCUGGGUUUCUUUUUAAACGCGGUGACAGUCGUCGCUUUCCUCAAAGUGAGGGAGCUGAGGACCCCCAGCAAUUUCCUCGUGUUCAGCUUAGCCCUGGCUGAUAUGGGCAUCUCUAUGAACGCCACCGUCGCUGCUUUCUCCAGCUUCCUGAGGUACUGGCCCUAUGGCUCUGAUGGAUGCCAGACUCACGGUUUCCAGGGUUUCGUGACAGCUCUCGCCAGCAUCCACUUCAUGGCCGCCAUCGCCUGGGACAGAUACCACCAGUACUGCACUAGGACAAAGCUGCAGUGGAGCAGCGCUAUCACUCUUUCUGUAUUUAUCUGGCUCUUCACUGCCUUCUGGUCUGCCAUGCCGCUCAUCGGCUGGGGAGAGUACGACUACGAGCCCCUCAGGACCUGCUGCACUCUGGACUACAGCAAGGGAGACAGAAACUACGUGUCUUUCUUAAUCCCCAUGGCUAUCUUCAACAUGGCCAUCCAGGUGUUUGUUGUCAUGUCCUCUUACCAGUCCAUUGCACAGAAAUUCAAGAAGACUGGAAACCCCAGGUUCAACCCCAACACUCCUCUUAAGACCAUGCUGUUCUGCUGGGGCCCCUAUGGCAUCCUGGCUUUCUACGCCGCUGUGGAGAACGCCAACCUGGUCUCCCCCAAGCUCAGGAUGAUGGCACCUAUCCUGGCUAAGACCUCUCCCACCUUCAAUGUUUUCCUGUACUCUUUGGGAAAUGAGAACUACAGAGGAGGCAUCUGGCAGUUCCUCACCGGGGAAAAGAUUGAAGUGCCUCAAAUUGAGAACAAGUCCAAAUAAACUAAGCAUGCAAUAAUUA